UUCAGUCGUGGGUGCAGUGCGUGCGGGUGUGCAGUGGUUUCGGGAGCUGCUUCAACAACCGGCGUGGCCUGCAGCGCGCGAGGUUAGAUUCGUGGUCCGCGGUUAGUGUACCCGAGCGGGGGCUCGAGGGGGACUAGUGCGUCGGUCAUAGUGGAGGAGACAGGGGUUCACGAUGCCCCCCAUAAUAGGGGAAACGUUGCGUGUAUGGUUCCUCUCGGCGUUGGUGGUUCAUGGUGCUGUCGCUGGCAAUCCGGACGCGAAACGCCUUUACGACGACUUGCUCUCUAACUAUAACAAACUAGUGCGCCCUGUUGUGAAUACCUCGGACGUGCUACGCGUGUGCAUCAAGUUAAAACUCUCCCAGCUCAUCGACGUGAAUUUGAAGAAUCAAAUCAUGACGACGAACCUGUGGGUGGAACAGUCAUGGUACGAUUACAAGCUACGAUGGGAGCCGAAGGAGUAUGGAGGAGUUCACAUGUUACACGUGCCGUCCGAUCACAUAUGGCGGCCCGAUAUAGUCCUCUACAACAACGCGGACGGCAACUUCGAGGUGACCUUGGCCACGAAGGCCACCAUCUACCAUCAAGGAUUGGUCGAGUGGAAGCCCCCCGCCAUUUAUAAAUCAUCCUGCGAGAUCGACGUGGAGUACUUCCCAUUCGACGAGCAGACCUGUGUCCUCAAGUUCGGUUCGUGGACCUAUGACGGCUUUAAGGUCGAUCUAAGGCAUAUGGAUGAGAAAUCGGGAAGCAAUGUGGUGGAUGUCGGAGUCGACCUCUCCGAAUUCUACAUGUCGGUAGAAUGGGAUAUUUUAGAAGUACCUGCAGUACGAAACGAAAAAUUUUACACCUGCUGCGACGAGCCGUACCUGGAUAUUACAUUUAAUAUAACAAUGCGAAGAAAAACACUUUUCUACACUGUGAACAUAAUUAUUCCAUGUAUGGGAAUUUCCUUUCUUACGGUACUGACGUUUUAUCUACCUAGCGACAGCGGGGAAAAGGUCACGCUCUCCAUUUCCAUUCUCAUCAGUCUUCACGUGUUUUUCCUGCUGGUCGUCGAGAUCAUUCCACCUACGUCGCUGGUCGUGCCGCUGCUUGGAAAGUACCUGAUAUUCGCCAUGAUACUCGUUUCGAUAAGUAUAUGCGUGACAGUGGUUGUACUUAAUGUCCAUUUCCGAUCACCACAAACUCACAAAAUGGCUCCUUGGGUGAAGAGAGUUUUCAUCCAUAUCCUUCCUCGCUUGUUAGUCAUGCGAAGGCCUCAAUAUAAAUUCGAAACAAAUAGAUAUAGUUCUGGCAGAGUAUUAAUGAGAACAGUCAGAGGAAAGGAAAAAACUUGUUAUUAUCCUUAUCAUCCAUCUACUCAAGAGGAUAGCGAAGAACAUCUAACGCCAAAACGAUUUCAUAGUCGUGCCGCAUCAAAAGAAGAUCUUUCACCUUCCAGUCUCGCUGAUGGUGCAAGGUUCGGCGGAAGUUGCUUAAUCCACGGGCCGCCAUUACCACCGCUUCCUCUUCACACGGAAUGCGAAGACCUAUCUGUUUCCGGCGAGGCAGGGAUCGAGGAGGUUAAAAGUCCUGUCCUUCGAAGCCCUCCUGCUUUCUCGCAUUCGCGCUGCCCUCCCGAAAUUCACAAAUCCUGCAUCUGUGUGCGCUUCAUCGCGGAACACACGAAAAUGCUCGAAGACUCGACAAAGGUGAAAGAAGACUGGAAAUACGUGGCGAUGGUCUUAGACAGGCUGUUCCUUUGGAUCUUCACGUUGGCGGUGCUGGUAGGCACUGCUGGGAUCAUCCUACAGGCACCGACUCUCUACGACGACCGGGUACCAAUUGAUAAAAAAUUCAGCGAAUUCGCAACCACAGCGGUGGUAAAUUGUCCGCCACAAUAGUCCAUGCCCGAGCCCUGCACCGUAGAGAAAGACUAAGGACCAACAUCCGGAUGUAAUUUGCUAUCAACCCGGAAUCCCACCCUAGUCUUAGGAACUUUCAACUUCCAUCGUUGUCCAAUAACGAAAUUACGGUAAAAGGGCUCCAUUUCCACGAAGCGAUUGUUAAGUAUACGACAUGCACAUAAAUGUUUCACGAAAAGAAAUGGAACGACGAAUGGUUCGAGGAAAGUAGUAAUACGAAAUCUUUGCAUUCUCGUUUGGACACGAAAUUGACAAACGAGCAAUAUAAUAGAACGUCGAUUAUUUGAAUUUAGGUUAUUCAAACGAUUGAUUAUUCGAAUAUGAGAUGAAUAUGUAUUAAAUGAAAUUG
Apis dorsata (giant honeybee) is the source of this 2252-nucleotide messenger RNA. RefSeq names its product acetylcholine receptor subunit alpha-like (gene nAChRalpha4). The record is from RefSeq and is a predicted model, not a curated record. NCBI's taxonomy places the organism in Eukaryota, Metazoa, Arthropoda, Insecta, Hymenoptera, Apidae. Gene Ontology annotation, biological process: nervous system process; signal transduction; regulation of membrane potential. The transcript has 12 exons. The coding region runs from base 173 to 1882 and encodes 569 amino acids. Gene Ontology annotation, molecular function: acetylcholine-gated monoatomic cation-selective channel activity; transmembrane signaling receptor activity. Gene Ontology annotation, cellular component: synapse; neuron projection; postsynaptic membrane.